UUUUAGUUCAUUUGCCGCCAAACCAUCAGUAUUCUCCCGCGAAUUAAUUGUUUAUCUGUAAAUUUAUUCUUUGUAAAUACUUGCAAAAAAUAGAAACUAUCGGCGGUCGUACAAUUAUUUUAGUGUAAAAUUUCAACAGAGAAAGUCUCUGUUGAACAGAAAAAUUUGAAAUUCCAAAGUAUAUUUAUUUUAAUCGCAAGAAAAUAAAUCAUGGCUAAAGUUCAGUUGGCGAAUGUAGCUGUUUUAGAUAAUCCGUCACCGUUUUUAAAUCCCUUUCAAUUUGAAGUUACUUUUGAAUGCAUUGAGGAACUCAAAGAAGAUCUAGAAUGGAAGAUGAUUUAUGUCGGCAGUGCAGAGUCGGAGGAAUUCGACCAAGUACUUGACACCAUUUACGUAGGUCCCAUUCCUGAAGGAAGGCACAUGUUUGUCUUUCAAGCGGAGCCUCCAAAUGUGAAUCGGAUUCCCGUAAAUGAUGCCCUGGGUGUGACAGUCGUCCUCCUCACGUGUUCGUACCGAGGCCACGAGUUCGUGCGCGUGGGCUACUUCAUCAACAACGAGUACACCGACGUCGAGCUCAGGGAGAACCCGCCCCCGCAACCCCAGUUCGACAAGGUGCAGAGGAACAUUCUCGGCGACAAGCCCCGCGUGACGAGAUUCAAAAUCAACUGGGACGACAGCACAAGUCCCAGCGCGAGCGCCGAUGCGGACGCGAUGGACGCCCAGACCACCGUCGAAGAGACCACCGAGGACAUGCCUUCGACUUCUCUGAGUUUUACGGAGAACACGCAGAACAGUAUGGAAGUUAUGUGAAUCCCUGAUAAUAUUUCCGCUGAUUUCCGCCAGCAAAUGUGAGUUACGUUUCAUUUCCAGUGGGGACAGUAUUCACAUUCACCUUAACGAAGGGAUCGAUUAGCAAACUCAUUUUUAAGUCAUCAAGUUAUUUAAUUACAUGUGUAUAAAAUUGUUCGUCGAUUGCGACAUCUGUUAAAAAGUCAUUUUUUUUCUUUUUUUCUUUUUCUCUUUUUUUGACACUGAAUUUAGUUAAUUUCAAAACAACAAAUUUAUUCAUUGAAUGUUGUGCUUCGAAUCGUAUUAUUAUUUUAUUCAAUGAAUCUUUUUAGAAUAAGUCAAAAUAUUGUUCCAACAUGUACAUAAACAUAUAGAGUUACUAAAACGCGAUAAUUACAUAUGUUUUCUAUUUAGAUAAAA
Messenger RNA from Leptopilina heterotoma, 1209 nucleotides. It is a transcript of the gene asf1, whose product is annotated as histone chaperone ASF1A. Gene Ontology annotation, molecular function: histone binding. The coding region runs from base 211 to 810 and encodes 199 amino acids. The transcript is spliced from 3 exons. Gene Ontology annotation, cellular component: nucleus. The record is from RefSeq and is a predicted model, not a curated record. Lineage: Eukaryota; Metazoa; Arthropoda; Insecta; Hymenoptera; Figitidae. Gene Ontology annotation, biological process: DNA replication-dependent chromatin assembly.